Molecule: messenger RNA, 771 nt
Organism: Porites lobata
Lineage: Eukaryota; Metazoa; Cnidaria; Anthozoa; Scleractinia; Poritidae
Source: the annotation of a GenBank genome assembly
AUGCUCUUCGAUGAAAGGGUAUACACGUACACAGACAGCCGCGGCAGAAAGCAUAAAGUACCUAAGGUGCGUGCAUUCUCGCUGGACCAGAUUCGACGUGGAGACCAUCUAUGCUUCGAUCGAGGUUUCUACUGGCAUCACGCUGUCGCAGAGACUGUCGAUAAAUCAAAUGGUGAAGUCAACGUCAUUGAGUAUUCAAAUUCCGCAAAGCAAUUCAGCCAGGACAACAGCAGCCCGCCAAAAAAUCCGGGAUUGGCUGUGGUGGUUAGACGGAAAUUCAAAUUAGAAAACGAAUCCGUUUACGUUAUUAAACAUGACAGGUGUUUUGAUCCCGAAACUGUUGUUUCCAGUGCUAAGAGUAAGCUAGGGGAAAGAAAAUACCAUCCUGUUACCAAUAACUGUGAGCAUUUUGCCUUAUGGUGUAAAACAGGAAUAUCCUCCUCAGAACAAGUAAACAAUGUCAAGGAUUUCCUUAAGAAAGGAGUAAACAAUGUCAAGGAUGUCCUCAAUACAGGAGUAAUCGAUGUCAAAGAUCCCUUUGACACAAGAGCAUUGCCAGAGGUUGUCGCAAGUACAGAAGUAAAAGAGAUCGUUAAAACAGAGGUAAGUCGUGAGGUAACAAAAGAGUUUGUGAGUCAUACUAUUCACGGCAACGGACAGCAAAUCAUAAGUUCUGGAGUUCGUGCCAUGUCAAAGCAACUUAUGACUCAAACUACAGUUAGAACUGGGCAAGAGGUAGUUAAAACUGGAAUGAUUGUGUUACGCGGGUAA